Molecule: messenger RNA, 1472 nt
Organism: Arabidopsis arenosa
Lineage: Eukaryota; Viridiplantae; Streptophyta; Magnoliopsida; Brassicales; Brassicaceae
Source: the annotation of a GenBank genome assembly
GAUGUGCGUUACUUUAAUUCAGAUGGCGGACUAUUUUUACAUUUAAAAGCGGUUACAUUGAGAUCACAAGAAAAAGCAAUAGUGAGGGGAAAAUUAGGGUUCUUAGGGUUGGUUAAGAGAUGGAGGAGAUAGAAGGAACAAACAGAGCAGCUGUAGAGAGUUGUCAUAGGGUUCUUAAUCUUUUACAAAGACCACAACAAGAAGAUCGUGUUGGGUUUGACAGGAAUUUGGUGUCUGAAACUAGAGAAGCUGUGGUUAGGUUCAAGAGAGUUGGGAGUUUGUUAAGCAGUAGUGUGGGUCAUGCUAGGUUUAGAAGAGCUAAGAAAGUUCAGACUAAUUUGUCUCAAAGCCUCUUCCUUGAUCCAUGUCAACAAAGAACAACAGAAGUUCCAUCAUCAUCGUCUCAGAAAACACCGGUACUCCGGUCUGGUUUCCAGGAAUUGAGCUUGAGACAACCUUCAGAUUCAUCACUCACUUUAGGGACUCGCUCUUUCAGUUUAAACUCAAAUGCUAAAGCUCCUCUCCUUCAGCUUAACCAGCAGACAAUGCCUCCUUCGAAUUAUCCUACUUUGUUUCCAGUACAACAACAACAACAACAGCAACAACAACAGCAGCAGCAGUUUCAUGAACGGUUACAAGCUCACCAUAUUCAUCAGCAGCAGCAGCUGCAGAAACAUCAAGCUGAGCUUAUGCUUAGGAAAUGCAAUGGUGGGAUAAGUUUGAGUUUCGAUAACUCGAGUUGUACUCCAACCAUGUCAUCUACUAGGUCCUUUGUUUCUUCACUUAGCAUAGAUGGUAGUGUUGCUAACAUAGAAAGAAAGAACUCGUUUCAUUUGGUUGGGGUUCCGAGUUCAACGGAUCAGAAUUCACUACACUCUAAGAGGAAAUGCCCCCUGAAAGGAGAUGAACAUGGAGGCUUAAAAUGCGGGAGCUCUAGCCGAUGCCACUGCGCUAAGAAGAGGAAACAUCGGGUUAGGAGAUCGAUCAGAGUACCCGCUAUAAGUAACAAGGUUGCAGAUAUUCCUCCUGAUGAUUAUUCAUGGCGAAAAUAUGGUCAGAAACCCAUCAAAGGCUCUCCUUAUCCCAGGGGAUAUUACAAAUGUAGUAGCAUGAGAGGUUGUCCAGCGAGGAAGCAUGUUGAGAGAUGUUUGGAAGAUCCGGCAAUGCUUAUUGUUACUUAUGAAGCAGAGCAUAACCACCCGAAAUUGCCAUCUCAAGCCAUAACAACUUAACUCUCUUUUACCUUUAUGGUCCAGCAAAAAUCUUCUCAUGUAUGUUAUGUUUUGUGCGCGAUGAUCGGGUUUGGGAUUGCUGCAAUGUUGUGAUAUAUGAUUGGGGCAAGUGCUGUUGUUGGGGUGGAUUUGCUUGCGAGAGCUUGCUGCAAUUGUUGGAUUUGAGUAAAGGGGUUAAUGUAGGAUUUGUCAAAGACUCUUAAGUUUAUUGCUCUUAAUGAUUAAAAGUUUGUUUCUGGC